Anguilla anguilla (European eel) is the source of this 1216-nucleotide messenger RNA. Its product is annotated as CMRF-35-like molecule 4. Lineage: Eukaryota; Metazoa; Chordata; Actinopteri; Anguilliformes; Anguillidae. The coding region runs from base 112 to 1062 and encodes 316 amino acids. The transcript is spliced from 6 exons. Gene Ontology annotation, cellular component: plasma membrane. Gene Ontology annotation, molecular function: transmembrane signaling receptor activity. The record is from RefSeq and is a predicted model, not a curated record.
UGAGUCAUUUGGCACCUGCAGCUGCUGAAGAUCUCUGCAUUCUCACACCCAGCUAUUGUCAUUUCUGGAGGAAAUGGUAAUAGCUGCCUGUGAGUACUACACUAUCUGAAGAUGAGAACAAACACCAGAAACAGGAAGCUUUUACUGAAAAAAAAAAGAUACAGACCCUGUGUUAAAGAGAGAAGUUAUUCCGCUCGUAGGUUUCAUUCAGCUUCAAUAUUUACCUCAGUAAUGGAGCGCAUUCUGUUUCUGGCUCUUCUUUCAGGCAUCCAGGGCAAAGACAUCUGGGGUCCCGCGGUCGCCACGGGCCGCGAGGGCGAGUCUCUGUCUUUCUGCUGCGGGUACGACGAAGUCUACGCCCGCAAGGAAAAGUACUGGUGCCGAGGGGAGAGCUUUAGUUCGUGCCACAUCGUGGUGACGAGCGUUGGCCCGCAAAGUGGACGCACCUCUCUCAAGGACCACAGAGGUAGCAGAGAGUUUUGCGUCACCAUAAAAGACCUCACAGUGCAGGACAGUGGGGCGUACUGGUGUGCCAUCAGCGUAUGGGGAACUGACAUACACGUGGCUGUUGCUCUCAGCGUCGAUGCAGCGAGACCAGUGACCCCAUCGAAACCAAGCACAGCGAGCCCCACGACUAAACCAGCGACCACAAUCGCACCCAGCCCCUCUACGGGCCCCCCCGCGGCGACUAGCGCGGCGACUCUGGAGCCCCCAACCACCCCGCCGUCACGGAGAAACGAAACCGGCUCAAAGAGGCCAGAGAAGCCCAGCACAUUAACCAUCCUGAGCAUUUCUACAGGUCUCCUGCUCCUCUUCCUGUGUCUGGCCUGCGUCAUGGCCACCGUCUGGAGACGUACUGGAAGCAGAGGCGAGCUGGAGGGGAAAGGGGACAGUUCAAAGUCAUUUGCCGAGGCCACCGAGAUACAGUACGCUGAAGUAACUGUCAAUACGAGAAGUCAGCCCCUGAGUGACUUCGUCACAUAUGGCAAUUUGUAUUUUCACACAAUUGCUGAAGAUCGGUCACCAGAGGGCAGUGUUGAGUACGCUGCGGUCAAACGCUGAAGAAUCUCCGGUAUAAGUGGAAGAGGAAGAGCGCAAGAGAAUCUGGAAUAAUCUUCUCCAGCGCUGAAAAGAUGCUUCAUUUUCUCUAAAAGAGGGAGUGAUGUUCUUCAAGCAUAAAUGUGUGGCAUUUUAAAAAUGUAUAUAACCUUUAUUU